Molecule: messenger RNA, 825 nt
Organism: Candidozyma auris
Lineage: Eukaryota; Fungi; Ascomycota; Pichiomycetes; Serinales; Metschnikowiaceae
Gene: SUR7
Product: Sur7p
Exons: 1
Coding region: 1-825 (274 amino acids)
Biological process (GO): cortical actin cytoskeleton organization; septin cytoskeleton organization; endocytosis
Cellular component (GO): cell cortex; membrane raft; plasma membrane
Source: RefSeq, a predicted model, not a curated record
AUGCUCAGAGCUAGCGGCACUUUCGUCAACCUCUUUUUGUUAGCCGGUACCACCCUUUUGUUGAUCUUUAUUGUCUUGGCUGGCUCCGUCAACCAUUUCCCAUUCAACAGAUUCGAAUGGCUUAGAGCCGAUACUUCUCAAAUUGAGGGUGCUUACGGCGAGUCCAAGUGGUUUUUCUGGGGUGUUUGUGAUGCAAGCAACCUUUCCAAUUGUAUGACCGGUCCUGCCUACCCAAUCUCUCCUAACAGGAACUUUGGCACUGAGCAAGGUGUCCCAAGCGAUUUCAUCAACGAUGACUCCACCUUCUUCUACUUGUCGAGAUUUGCCUUUGCUUUCCUCAUCAUUGGUUUUAUCUUCACUGCUCUUGCCUUCAUUGUCGACAUGGCUGGCUUCUGCUUUGACUUCAUUGAGAGAAUUGUUAUCAUUUUGGUCACCCUAGCUCUCUUCUUUAUUGCUGGCUUUGCUGCUUUCCAGACCUCCGUGGCUGUGUUGGCAAGAAACGCUUUUAAGGACGAGAACUUGAGUGCCAAGCUUGGUGUCAAGGGUUUCGCUAUAAUGUGGACGGCAGUGGCUUGUUUAGCUAUCAUUUGGUUCAUCACUUGUGCCAACAACAUUGCCACCUCCUACAAGAAGCACAUUGAAAAUGUCCGCGGUAGCGAAGGAGGCUACUACCCUCAGGGUCCACAGGACGGCGGCGAGCUCGCUGACGACUCCUCAUUCACCAGAUCGGUGCCUGUGGAGAAGGACGCCAACGCUGGCAGCGGUGGUAUCCGUUUUUUCAGAAUCAAGAGAAACCAGAAGCCCUCCGAUGAAGAGAGCGUUUAA